GCGGCUCUCGCGAGAGGUGGCGCGGCCCGGGGAUGGCGGCGGCCGGCGCCGUGUGAGGCGGGCGCGGAGCGGCCCCGGGGGCCUCCCCCCGGCCCUUCCUCAGGCGACAGCGGCGCCGAGGCCCCUCCGCGGGCCUCCCCUCCCCGCCCCCGCGACAUGAAGGCGGCGCCGGGCGGCGCCGAGGAAGCGGAGAAGCUGAACAAGAUGAGCACUCUCUUAGAAAGACUUCACGCAAAGUACAACCAGAACAGGCCUUGGACAGAAACCAUGAAGCUAGUCCGUCAAGUCAUGGAAAAACGAGUUGUGAUGAACUCUGGGGGGCACCAACAUCUGGUGAGCUGUUUGGAGACUUUGCAGAAGGCAUUAAAAGUCUCUUCUCUGCCUGCCAUGACGGAUCGCCUGGAGUCUAUAGCCAGACAGAAUGGCCUUGGAUCUCACCUUAGUGCAAAUGGCACUGAAUGUUACAUCACUUCAGACAUGUUCUAUGUGGAAGUCCAGUUAGAUCCUACAGGGCUGCUGUGUGAUGUCAAGGUGGCUCACCACGGAGAAAACCCUGUGAGUUGUCCAGAACUGGUGCAACAUCUGAGAGAGAAAAAUUUUGAUGAAUUUUCUAAGCAUCUAAGGGGACUUGUGAACCUGUAUAAGUUGCCAGGAGACAACAAACUUAAAACUAAAAUGUACUUGGCUCUACAGUCUUUGGAGCUGGAUCUCUCGAAAAUGGCAGGGAUGUAUUGGCAAGCCACCAAUGCAAAUCCACUCGACAAGAUUCUUCAUGGCAGUGUUGGCUAUCUCACCCCCAGGAGUGGAGGUCUCCUUAUGAAUCUCAAGUAUUAUGUCUCGCCCUAUGAUUUAUUUGAAGACGGCACUGGAGCCCCCGUUAUUUUGCAUGAGAACAAUGUUCCUCGAUCUUUAGGAAUGAAUGUGUCGGUAACAGUCGAGGGAACCAUGGCGAUGUACAAACUUCCAAUUGCACCACUGAUUAUGGGCUCUCAUCCAGUUGACAGCAAAGGAACUCCAUCUUUCUCAUCAAUCACCAGUGCCAACAGUGUGGACUUACCAGCUUGUUUCUUCUUGAAAUUCCCACGUCCCAUUCCAGUGUCUCGAGCUUUCAUUCAGAAACUUCAGAGCUGCACAGGUAUUCCACUGUUCGACACACCGCCAACGUUUGUACCCUUGUAUGAGUUGAUCACGCAGUUUGAAUUGUCUAAGGAGGCUGACCCUGUACCGUUAAACCACAAUAUGCGCUUCUAUGCAGCUCUUCCAGGACAGCAGCACUGUUACUUUCUGAACAAGGAUGCUCCUCUCCCAGAUGGAAGAAGCCUCCAAGGAACACUGAUCAGUAAAAUCGCCUUCCAGCACCCUGGACGGGUUCCUCUCAUCCUUAAUUUGAUCAGACAUCAGGUGGCAUACAACACACUAAUCGGCAGCUGCGUCAAGCGAACAGUUUUAAAAGAAGAUUCUCCUGGGAUCCUGCAGUUUGAAGUUUGUCCGCUCUCUGACUCCUGUUUCAGUGUAUCCUUUCAGCACCCUGUGAAUGACUCCCUAGUGUGUGUGGUAAUGGAUGUGCAAGACUCCACUCAUGUGAACUGUAAGCUGUACAAAGGGCUAUCUGAUGCUCUUAUCUGUACGGAUGAUUUCAUUGCCAAAGUUGUUCAAAGGUGUAUGUCCAUUCCCGUGACCAUGCGAGCAAUUCGCAGAAAAGCAGAAACGAUUCAAGCAGACACACCAGCCUUGUCCCUCAUUGCAGAAACAGUAGAAGAUAUGGUGAAGAAAAAUCUUCCCCCAGCCAGCAGCCCAGGGUAUGGCAUGACCACAGGCAGCAACCCAAUGAGUGGUACCACUACCCCAACAAACACUUUUCCUGGGGGGCCCAUCACUACUUUGUUUAACAUGAGCAUAAGCAUGAAAGAGAGGCAUGACUCGGUGGGCCAUGGGGAGGACUUCAGCAAAGUGUCUCAGAACCCUAUUCUCACUAGUUUGUUGCAGAUCACAGGGAAUGUGGGGUCUACCAUUGGCUCAAGUCCAACCCCUCCCCAUCACACACCACCACCAGUAUCCUCACCAGCAAGCAACACCAAGAACCACCCCAUGCUCAUGAACCUUCUUAAAGAGAAUCCCCCUCAGGAUUUCUCCACUCUGUAUGGGAGCAGCCCUCUCGAAAGGCAGAACUCUUCCUCUGGCUCUCCCAGAAUGGAAAUGGGCCCUGGGGGGAAUAAGCAAAAGAAAAAAAAAUCCCGCAUGCCAGCCGACAAGCCCAAGCAUCAGACUGAGGAUGAUUUCCAGAGGGAGCUCUUCUCAAUGGAUGUUGACUCCCAGAAUCCCAUUUUUGAUGUCAACAUGACUGCAGAUACCCUGGACACCCCUCACAUUACUCCAGCACCCAGCCAAUGCAGCACUCCUCCUACUACAUACCCGCAGCCUAUACCUCACUCGCAGCCCAGUAUUCAGAGAAUGGUUCGACUCUCUAGUUCGGACAGCAUUGGAGCCGAUGUUACUGAUAUCCUUUCGGAUAUAGCAGAGGAGGCUUCCAAGCUACCCACCACUAAUGAGGACUGCCCGCCCAUUGGUACUCCAGUGAGAGACUCUUCUAGUUCAGGACAUUCACAAAGUGCCCUCUUUGACCCCGAUGUUUUUCAGACGAACAAUAGCGAGAACCCGUACACAGACCCAGCAGACCUGAUAGCAGAUGCUGCUGUGAGCCCCAACAGUGAUUCUUCAAACCAUUUUUUUCCAGACGGGGUAGAUUUCAAUCCUGACUUGCUGAACAGUCAGAGCCAAAGCGGCUUUGGGGAGGAGUACUUUGAUGAGAGUAGUCAGAGUGGAGACACGGAUGAUUUCAAGGGCUAUGCAUCCCAGGCUCUAAGUACUUUGGGGGUACAAGUAUUAGGGGGCGAUGGGGGGGAAAAUAAAUUUAAGGGAAGCAAUCAGUCCGAUACAGUAGAUUUUAGUAUUAUCGCAGCUGCAAGCAAAGCACUGGGGUCCUCUGACAUCAUGGAGCACCACAGUGGAGGUCAGAGCCCCUUACUGAAUACAGGGGAUUUAGGAAAAGAAAAGUCUCAGAAACGGGUAAAGGAAGGCAAUGGUUCUGGAGGUAACCUGGCAGGUCCUGGGAUAGAUGGGAAGCCGGGGAAGCGCAGCCGGACGCCAUCCAGUGACGGCAAAAGCAAAGAGAAACUCCCGAAGCGGAAGAAGCAGGAGACAGAUGGGAAAUCUCCAUCUCACAGUUCAUCGAACAGGCCUUUCACGCCACCAGCGAGCACUGGUGGGUCCAAAUCUCCUGGCAGUUCAGGCAGAUCUCAGACUCCUCCCGGUGUGGCUACUCCUCCUAUUCCAAAAAUCACCAUUCAGAUCCCAAAAGGAACAGUGACUGUGGGCAAACCGUCUUCUCACGGCCAGUAUACCAGUAGCGGCUCUGUCACCUCCUCCAGCAGCAAAAGCCAUCAUAGCCAUUCUUCCUCCUCCUCCUCUUCCUCCUCCUCGUCAACCUCAGGCAAAAUGAAAAGCAGCAAAUCAGAAGGGUCUUCGGGCUCAAAGAUGAGCAGCAGCCUCUACUCAAGCCAAGGUGGCUCAAGUUCAGGUCAGUCCAAAAGCUCGGCUCAGUCAGUGGGAAAGCCUGGAUCCUCCCCCAUCACCAAGCAUGGCCUCAGCAGCGGGUCUGGAAGUACCAAGAUGAAACCUCAAGGAAAGCCAUCGUCGCUUAUGAACCCUUCCAUGAGUAAACCAAACAUCUCGCCAUCUCAUUCUAGACCUUCAGGAGGUUCUGACAAGCUUGCUUCUCCCAUGAAACCUGUUCCAGGUACUCCCCCGUCAUCGAAGGCAAAGUCACCUAUCAGUUCAGGUUCUGGAGGCUCUCACAUGUCUGGGACUGGAUCGAGCUCGAGUAUGAAAUCGUCUUCAGGAAUGGGAUCCUCUGGGUCCAUGUCACAAAAGCCGCCUCCUUCAUCGAAUUCUUCCACGGCAUCUUCAUCUUCCUUUUCAUCUAGCGGGUCUUCCAUGUCUUCAUCUCAAAACCAGCAUGGAAGUUCCAAAGGCAAGUCUCCCAGCAGAAACAAGAAGCCAUCUCUGACUGCAGUCAUAGACAAACUUAAACACGGGGUUGUCACUAGCGGGCCUGGUGGAGAUGACCCGAUGGAUGGACAAAUGGGGCCAAGUUCCAAUUCCUCAAGCCAUACUAUGUCCUCCAAACACAAUAUGUCUGGGGGGGAGUUCCAGGGCAAACGCGAGAAGAGUGACAAAGAGAAAUCUAAAGUCUCUGUUUCCGGAGGAUCUGUUGACUCUUCCAAGAAGAAUUCAGAUUCCAAAAACGUCGGAAGCACCGGAGUGGCCAAAAUUAUCAUCAGCAAGCAUGAUGGUGGUUCCCCUAGUAUUAAAGCCAAAGUAACUUUGCAGAAACCUGGGGAAGGAGGUGGGGAUAGCUUAAGGCCUCAGAUGGCUUCUUCCAAAAGCUACGGAUCCCCUCUAAUCAGUGGGUCUACUCCAAAACACGAACGCUGCUCUCCCAGCCACAGUAAGUCACCAGCAUACACUCCCCAAAACAUAGACAGUGAGAGUGAGUCGGGCUCUUCCAUAGCAGAGAAAUCCUAUCAGAACAGCCCCAGCUCUGACGAUGGCAUUAGGCCACUGCCUGAAUAUAGCUCAGAAAAACAUAAGAAGCACAAAAAAGAGAAGAAAAAGGUGAAAGACAAAGACCGGGACAGAGACCGGGAUCGGGACAAAGAAAGAGACAAGAAGAAAUCUCACAGCAUCAAGCCAGAGAGCUGGUCUAAAUCCCCGAUUUCAGCUGACCAGUCUCUCUCCAUGGCCAGCAGCGCGAUGCUCUCGGCUGAGCGACCGUCCCGGGCUAGCCCCGAGUUUUUGAUCGGGGAAGAAGAUGAUGAUCUCAUGGAUGUUGCUCUAAUUGGCAAUUAAUUUUCGUAGUAUCUUUGAAAGAUACUAAGUACGCAGGACCUGCGGGUUCCAGAGAUGGAAAGAAAGGAACCAUUCGUUGCAAACCUGCCACGCUGAUGUCGAUGAGGUGUUUUAAGAGAAAAAAAAAAAAGUAUUUCCAAGGAUCUCCAAAGUUCACACAGAACGUGUGAGUGCCAGCAGCUCAUUCUGCAAGCCAGGUUCCUGACUGUGGCCUUCAUCCUACGGACACUUACACUCAUUCUUAAUUUAUAAGUAUUAAUAGGCCCAUUAGAGGUAAUGGGUAUAAAGCUAAGUGUGCGUGUAAGCGUGGGAGCAGACCUCCAACUGGUGCAAACAAACGUAGGCUAUUCUGGGAGAAUCUGAGUUCCUCUGCCCCUCUUCCCCCUCAGACAGAGUUGGUUUUGCUUUUAGGAAGUUUUAAGCUAAUUAUUUUAAGGCAUAUUUUAGGGCUGGGUUUUACUCUUUUUAAAAAGGGUGGUUGGAGGAAAGAAAAAAAAAAAGUGCUUUUUAGUUAUUUUUGUGGCAUUUCUUCAUUCAUGGCCUGACUGAGAGCAGUGCUGAGGAACUUUGUCUUCCUCUGGCGUGGGCUGCGGAGUCAGCCACUGUGAGGGAUGUUGGCGUUUUAUUCCAGGUCGAAGUGAUGAAGGAAUGCUGUCGAAUUUUUUACUUCCCUUUCAUUUUAGCUAUUUAUUUAUGUCCGUAUCUGAGUGCUUUAUGCUGCUUGUUUUCAUGCGAUCUCCAUUUUAAUUGUACGAUGGAGUCCAAAGGGACUUGAGAAUUUGGGUAGAGCCUGUGGAUUUGGAAAGCUCUGCACACGUGCAGCCACUGUAGCUUUGGUGAAGCUGGUAAAAUUCUGGCGUGCAUGGGAGCAAAUCUAAAUUGAAAAGGAACUCCACUGUCUUAAUCUGAGCACUGCUUCCUUGUCAACCAAGCAAACAACGUCCCCAGGACCCCCGAUGCUGCAUUUGUAAAGAGAGAGACUGUAAGCCGCGCACGAGCCUCAGUCCUGCAAACUUUAGAGCUGUGCUAAAUCUAUCCACAGCGAAUGCUCCGUUACUGUCGCUAGAACAGCUCGUGUGCAUUCAUGGUUAAAAACAGGCCUUGUUUUCUCAAGCUGUUUCUGUUGCCGAAGCGCUUAAGGUUUCUUUCUUUUUUUCUUUUUCUUUCUUUCUUUUCUUUUAACUUGCAGCACACUUCUCAAAUAGUAAUUCUGGUAAUGCACACAAGCAUUCCCUUCUCUCUCUGGGAGGUGUUAGCCUAGCGCUGUGAGUCAGUCACUUCCUCGUGUUAGCACUUACACUGCUGGAAAAGCAGACCCUAACUGGUUCGUCUGGAUAACAAUUGCAGCAGAAGCAGUGGUUUCCUUAAGUGAUGGAUUUUCCCCUUUUGGCUGGAAUUAAGAGCGUGACUCAGGCAUCCUCUGUGGUCUUAUCUUGUGGUCCCUGAAAGGAGAAGAGACUCAGGAGCGUGUUUUAUUUUUAAAAGCAGUUAAAUGUGAUUUGCUGAAGAAGAAAUGUGGGAAAUCGCGAGUUCUCCAUUCGAAUUUCGUACUGGCAGAGUCCUGCUCCCACUGGAUUUUGGCAUUGACUCCUGGAGGCCAGGAUUUCACCUGUGGGAAGGAGAUUAGACUUCGCAUUUGGGGAUGCAGCCUGAAAACAUGUCAAGGAUUUAAGUUUCUUUUAAACACAGAGAUUUCCAGUCCUGCUUACGGUCUGACCCCAGUGAUAUUCCAGGCAAGCAGUUUCUUUUCUGGCUCGUUCAAAGCCAUAGCAAGGUAGUUGUCUUUUCAGUAGGGUGGCAACUAUGCAGUUAAGUGUAGGGGGUUUUCACCACUUCCUCCUGCCUUCAGCUUCAUUCCCAGGCUCCUGUAGGGUGCAGGAGCCCUGAAUUUCCUAAAGCCACCCUGAACUCCACAGAGCUGCCCUUCCUUGUAUUUUCCAACAGUCAUCCUUUGCUCCUUGUGGUCUGCGUUCCGUAGCUUCCCCCUCCCCAGUGCUCCCAUCUUCACGUGCUGAGAUGAUAGAGAAGUAGUGAAUAAAGCCUAAACCCGGAGCAAAUGACGUUAUCUUACGCAGCAUCAGAAUCGGAUGACUGCGGGGUGCCUCUGAAGAGGAUGUAAGGAAUACAGCACCAGAUGGCUUUAUCUUGAGACCCUGCUACAGCGGCUGCACCGGGGAAGUAAUACCUGCUCAGGCUCCAGCAGGUUGUCAGCUGUUUUCAUUCUGCCCCCUCAUUUUGUAAGUUACUUCGUUUAUUUUUUUUUUUUUUUUAAAAAAAAAAAGUCCUUUGAUCUGUUCAGGGCUGUGUGAAGGUACAAACCGCCUUCAAAAGAAGCCCUCUUAAAAGUCGAAUCAGGGCUGGGGAUUUCACGGAGCAGUGUGCUGGACUUGUCGUUGAUCGGAGUAAUGUUUUACCAAUGCGAAACGCAGUGAAAGUUAAGAGGAAAUACUGUUCAGCUUCAGCACUGACACAGAAAUGCGUUUGGAAUGGAACAGCUGAACGCGUUUCCUUCUCUGCUUGCCCAAGACCAAAGUUCAAUACUCUCAAUUUCUCCUGCGAAAGGUGGGCGUCGCGGACACCCGCAGAAGUACAGGGAACAAAGUCUCCUCCUCUCUCAGCCUCCGCGACACCGAGCGCUGCAAGAGAAACCGGGGCCUGAACCGCGGUCGGGGCAGGCUGAAAGCUUUUGGAUCCGUUUUGAUGCACUGUACCCUUCCCCUUUGUACACCCUCCGUUUUGUAUCGCGUGAGAGAGAGAGAGAGAGACUAGAGCCAGGCGCCAGCUGCAUGAUGCUUCUACCGCGUUGAGAGAUGAGGUACACCCGUCCCUACACAGACACUUUGUGUGUAAACGCUUGGUCUCUUACAAAUGUUUUAUUUUUAAAAUAUUUUUGCUUAUUCUCGACGAUAUUUUACAUCUUUCAGUAUUGGAAAGAUAAACGUGUAAACAGAAUAAAAGCCAAACCUUUUAAUCUCA
This is a messenger RNA of Cygnus atratus (black swan), 7884 nucleotides long. It is a transcript of the gene MED1, whose product is annotated as mediator complex subunit 1. The record is from RefSeq and is a predicted model, not a curated record. The transcript is spliced from 17 exons. Gene Ontology annotation, biological process: regulation of transcription by RNA polymerase II; cellular response to thyroid hormone stimulus. Gene Ontology annotation, molecular function: nuclear thyroid hormone receptor binding; nuclear vitamin D receptor binding; nuclear retinoic acid receptor binding. NCBI's taxonomy places the organism in Eukaryota, Metazoa, Chordata, Aves, Anseriformes, Anatidae. Bases 157 to 4908 code for a protein of 1583 amino acids. Gene Ontology annotation, cellular component: mediator complex.